AUGCUUGGAGUCGGCGGAGAUACUCCUUCCAGGUAUGAGUUGUUGACUAUGGUGAAGAAGCAUUCGGCCUUCUUAGGGCGGGAAGAGAACCAAGAUCCUUCUGAUGCUCAAAUGGACAUUCGGUUUUGGCGUGAUGUGUUUGAUAUGUACUUUGUCCGUGGCAAAGGGACGAGUGGAAGGGAGGAGGAUGAUCUCAUUUUCUUUGUUAAGAAGAAGAUGGCACAGGAAAGAGGUGCCGGUGAUGACGAGGAUGAUGACUCGCCAUACUUUGUGCGCAGGUGGGCACCUAAGUUGGAUCAUCUAAUAACUGAGAGUUCAGUAGACGUGGACUGGGGGCGCUCAUUUUACCUGAACAUGAUAGCACACACAUCAUACACAGUAACUGUAGCAAUUUGCAGUCACCAUGUCCUUCAGAAUCAUCAAGCUGGCCAGAAUAUGCCUUUGUCUCCCGUAUAUAAGGUUGUGAAGACUGUUUAUGCAUCGCCAAGUCGUGUAAAUUUUCUUCUGGACUCUAAAAAGGAAGUGGAGACGACACCUGCCUAUCCAGAAAUAUGUUUUGCAGUUGAUGAUUUCGACUCCACUUUUGAUGCCGUGGUCUUGACGGAAAGAGACCAUUGCUAUUGUGUGCUUCUAAAUGCACAUGAUGGGGCAGCAUUUCCUAAUGAAAAGGAGUCCCAUGAUAGUGGGUCUAGUAACACCUCCGGUUCUGCAAAGAUGAAAGCAUCUAAGCUCACUCUUUUCUCUGGAUUUGUAAGCUACCAAAUGGUUCGACAAGCUUAUGAGGCUGGUAAGUCUGGGUUUGGGAGCCUUCUUUCACUUGGACAGUCACCCCGUAAACCAGACAGGCUUUUCAUGAAAGGCCCAGGAGGUCGAGGGGAAGUGGAAGUCGCAGUUUCUGGUGUUGCAGAUCAAAGCCAGGUAGGGGAUAUCGGUCCUUUCUCACCUCUCGCAUCAAAGAAAGGAUUUGGGAUUGGGUCAAUUAUGAAAAGAGCAGCAUCUGUUGCAUCUGAAGCUGCAAAGAAUGCUUAUGCUGCUGCUUCAUCCUCAGCUGGUUCUGACGACGAAAUGUUACCCCUCAAGUGCUGCUUGAUGUCCAUCUCAUUACCUUGGGAAGACAUUGCUUGUGAUCUCUUAUUCAAGGGAAGUCCUCCGGUAAACAUGUGA
Messenger RNA from Linum trigynum, 1164 nucleotides. NCBI's taxonomy places the organism in Eukaryota, Viridiplantae, Streptophyta, Magnoliopsida, Malpighiales, Linaceae. The record is from the annotation of a GenBank genome assembly.